AUCAAUUGCUACGCUUCUUUUGUCAAUCUAUGGUAGUCUAUGAUUCUUUCUCUUUUCUUCAACAAACAAGCAUUCCACCCAUUUUAUUGAAUUUAUACGGUUUUAGAUAAUACUUCACAGAAAUGACUUCUAAAAGUGAAAAAGACCGUGCUAAACAGAUCCAGGAUCGAUGUCAGAAUGUGUUAAUGCUAAUGCUGAAAGACGAAGACAAUAAAUAUUGCGUUGACUGUGAUGCUAAAGGUCCUCGAUGGGCGUCAUGGAACCUGGGCAUUUUCUUGUGCAUCCGUUGUGCGGGCAUCCACCGCAACCUCGGUGUGCACAUCUCCAAAGUGAAGAGUGUCAAUCUUGACUCGUGGACUCCAGAGCAAGUGGUAUCCCUCCAACAGAUGGGUAAUUCCCGAGCGCGCGCCGUGUACGAAGCGAAUCUACCGGAUUCUUUCAGGCGGCCGCAGAAUGACUCCUCGCUGGAAGCCUUCAUCAGGGCCAAGUACGAGCAGAAGAAGUAUAUUGCCAAGGAGUGGGUGCCGCCGACUAUCCCUAAAGUUAACUGGGAUAAAGAAAUAGACGAAGAAAUGGAAAAACAAAAGCGGAAAAAGAAGUCGACAUCGUCGGGGCUCGGGCCCCUGCCAGCUCCCACUACUAGCGACAAAAAGUAUAAUAAAUCUGACGUGAUUCCGAGCAUCCCGAAACCAAAGUCCUCAGUCAGUCCGAAACUAGGCAGAAGUACGCCCACAAGUCAAGCCGAGGCUAAACCUUCAAACGGAUCCGCUGACCUACUCGGACUAGACACGGCCAAGACAGAGUCUAAACCUAGCGACGACAUUUUCUCAAGCUUCUUCUCAGCACCGCAGGAGAAACCAGCAGAACCCAAACCGGAAACCAAACCAGAUUUGAAGACUGAAGAGGAAAACUUCUUCAAACAACCUGCUCCCACAGAAAAAGAGAAAUCAAAGUUAACUAAAGACAGUAUAUUAGCACUGUACAGUCAAACACCUUCUACGAAUUUAGUUAACCAAUUUAACCCCGUGCCGCCUGCGCAACAGCAGUUUGCUUUCGGUGGAGCGUACCAACCUCAAGCAUUUAACAAUGUGCCGGCGCAAAACGGUAUGCAAUUUAACCAAUUCCCACCAAUGGGAAACCAGUUUCAGCAGCCGUUCCCUGCUCAACCAGCCAUGCCUCCCUCACAACCUUUCAAUCAAGGAAAUCAGUUCUUCAACCAACAACAGCCACAACAACUAACUCAACAAUUUGGAGGCUUAAACCUAGGACAGAGUUUCCCAAACGCGUUCACACAACAAAAUACCAAUGUUGCCAGUAACACGUGGCAAUAGAAUAAAAACUCGUUUUAAAGUUGUUUGUUUGUAGUGAUUCUUUUGUCAAAGAGAAAAAUGACGUACAGUUGUGUGUGCUGGUUUUUUUUUUACCGACAUUCCAUUGUUUCGAGCCAUUUUUGUCAGUAUUAAAAAUAAAAAAAGUACUUAAUGCUUCUCGUACAAAGUUUCCACAGACAAACAACUGUCUUAAAUGCGUGGGUAAAAAUAUUUUGUUUCAAUUACUGCAUUGUAGAUCAACGCGAGGUUUUAACAGAAUUGUAUAUAUGUUAUUACAACAUGUGAUACAACAUGUAACAUGUAAUACUUGCCAUUACAAGUUUUAUGUGUAGUUCUCAAACAUUGUGAAAAAAGGCGUUAUGGCGAAUUCCUUGUACAUCAUGAGUCUUUGCGAUAUCGUACUCUGAUUUGUUAUACGCCAAAGGAAAUUAAGAAGUUUAACUAAUAUAUAAUUGUAAAUCCAAUUUGGCACUGGAGUAUAAUUUUUUGUGUAUAUUGAUAUAUUGCAAUAAAUGUGAUAUUUUCGUAUUAUUUUUAGACGUAAUUUUGAUCAAACCAUCGCUGUUGAUGCUUUCCAUAUUUUUUUCUUCUACGGUUUGUGCAAUGCGUCCCGAUACUUAUUUACUCAAAAAACAAUUUUUAUUUUAUAUAGUUUUUAAUAUUUAUACAUAUUGGAUGUUUUUACUUCGCGAUCGAAGAAAUAAUUUUGCACAUUCUUAUAACACAAUUAUAAAAUAUUUUGCACAGAAGUACGUAAUUUGUGUUCGAGUAUCAAUAUAUUUUGGAAUAAAAAUAGGUGUUAAUGUUAAGUAGGCAAUUUUAUUUUAUUAAUAAAUAUUGUGAGAUGUUAUACCUCUAAAAAUUGGUCAUUUGUGCAAGUGGCAACACCAUUUAAAAAAAAAUCUCAAGUGUUGCCAUUCUCAAAUCCGAAGGUCCUAUUCUUCACGAUUGGUACCAUUUGUAAAUGGUUAAUUAAAAUUAUUUCUAGACUUCAUUUAAGCCCGACGUUUUAUGACAAUAAUAUUGGUUUUGCAACAAUUUUUCAUUAAUUUUUGAACUGUCCAAAUUUGUAUUUGAGAACUUUUCUCAUAUAAAAUUUUUGUUAGAUCUCAUAUCGGUUUCCCGGAUGCAUCAUCACAGCGUCCUCUUUGCUUCAGAACCUGGAGAGUUCUUUUUGGCACAAGUAGAACUUUCAUUCCCUAUGCAUUUUUAAAUUUAUGAUUUUAAAGCUAUGACAAAAGUGGUAUCUCUAUUAAUUUUUAAAAAUCUAUUUUCUUGCUUCUCUAAAUAUACAUAGUUGUUUGGUCGUAUAUGACUGAUUACUAUCAUUUUUAUGGUAAUAGAAUGCAGUUCUUAUUUAAUAAAACGCAAAAGUGACUGACUGAUCUAACAACGUACAGCCCAAAUUAGUGCACUGAUCGAGGUGAAAUUGGGCAUGCAAAUAGUUACUAUGAUGUAGACAACAAUGAUUUUCCGAAAUUAUAGCGGGAAUGUAAACAGCGGGAUGUUUCGUUUUACGCGCGCUGAUCGUGCUCUAGUUUCGUUUAUAGGCUGUUUUAUUAUACGUUUCGACGGACAAAAAUGAUAGAUGAUGCAAAAAAAGCCGGACGUUUCCAGAGUGGAGGGUUGAGGUUACUACAAUGGGAAAAAUUUAAGCUACUUUUGAAUAAUUUUUUAUUCAAUUAUUCAUUUAAAUUUUUAUUUUAAAUUAAAAAUGAUUAUGUGUAGCAGUACGUAAAUGUAUUCACUGAGAAAACAUUUUGGUGUAUUAUGUUCUAAGAUAAAUGUGAUUGAAUAACCUGAUGAUUUAAUAAUAAAAUGUAUAAAACCUAUAAACCAGAUAUUCAGGGGCCAUAUUGGCUGAGGCCAUUGUGCCUGUUUUCAGUUUACACAAAUAAAUAUAAUGCCAAUA
Messenger RNA from Amyelois transitella, 3243 nucleotides. RefSeq names its product stromal membrane-associated protein 1. The transcript has 5 exons. The record is from RefSeq and is a predicted model, not a curated record. Bases 123 to 1331 code for a protein of 402 amino acids. NCBI's taxonomy places the organism in Eukaryota, Metazoa, Arthropoda, Insecta, Lepidoptera, Pyralidae. Gene Ontology annotation, molecular function: GTPase activator activity; metal ion binding.